AAACUCACUCAAAAAAAGAAAUACAGAGAAUUCAAAAAAAAAGAAAAGAUUCUUGUAAGUGAAAGCAAAGAUGGUGAUGGAAGAGAAACUCGUGAUCAACGAACUGGAACAAGGGAGAGAGCUUGCCCAACGUUUGAUGAGCAAUCUCAAAGACACUUCCUCAAUCGAAUCCAGCAAGAACUUGAUCUCUGAGAUCCUCAGUAUCUACCAGAAUGCUAUUUCCAUGUUAGACGACAAGAAGGUCCUUAAACGUAGCCGUGAGAUCGAUGACAAAGAUUCUAAGAACGUGAUAAAAAAGAGGCAAGUGUUUGAGAAGAAGACAGAGAAAGUUAGUUUCUUUGUCGGAGCAGGACAAGAAAAGGGUUCCAUUGAUGAUGGUUAUUGCUGGAGAAAGUACGGUCAAAAAGAGAUUCAUGGAUCCAUUAAUCCAAGAGGAUAUUUCAGAUGCACGCAUCGAUUCACACAGAACUGUUUAGCAGUGAAGCAAGUCCAAAAAUCAGACAGAGAUCCUUCCAUUUUCGAAGUGAAGUAUGUCGGGAGCCACACUUGUAACAACACUACUACGUCCCCAAAGACACCGAACUUCUCUAUUUCGAUGUUCCAACAAGAAGACAUCAAACCGACGAAAACAGAGGAAGCGAUGAUGAGUCUUGAAGAUCUCGAGAGCACUAAGAACAUUUUCAGAACGUUUUCUUUCUCCAACUACGAGAUUGAGAAUGCUGGUGGUGGUUGGAAAGGCAACCUCUUCCAUGAGGAUCAGCUGUCUCCUGCUGCGACUACGUCAGGGUCUGGAAUCACCAGCGAGGUUGCAACAGCUCCUGCUUCCGUUGAGAACUCGGAGACUGCAGAUUCGUAUUUCUCGUCUUUGGACAAUAUUAUCGACUUUGGACCGGAUUGGUUGCUGUCGUGUGACGUUUUGAAUUGGUGAAUGUGAUAUUAAUGUGGUGGUAGUAAUUAAAUAGAUGAGUGUAAUAUUAGGAUUAGAUUUAUAUUUUUUGCUGAUGGAUAUAGACUGGCUUUAAUCAAUAGGGAGGGGUUUGUUGAUUCUCAUUGAAGUUUAA
This is a messenger RNA of Brassica rapa (field mustard), 1061 nucleotides long. Its product is annotated as probable WRKY transcription factor 46. Gene Ontology annotation, biological process: regulation of DNA-templated transcription. The record is from RefSeq and is a predicted model, not a curated record. Gene Ontology annotation, molecular function: transcription cis-regulatory region binding; DNA-binding transcription factor activity. NCBI's taxonomy places the organism in Eukaryota, Viridiplantae, Streptophyta, Magnoliopsida, Brassicales, Brassicaceae. Gene Ontology annotation, cellular component: nucleus.